This is a messenger RNA of Eutrema salsugineum, 1284 nucleotides long. RefSeq names its product transcription factor MYB119. Gene Ontology annotation, biological process: regulation of DNA-templated transcription. NCBI's taxonomy places the organism in Eukaryota, Viridiplantae, Streptophyta, Magnoliopsida, Brassicales, Brassicaceae. The coding region runs from base 1 to 1284 and encodes 427 amino acids. The transcript is spliced from 3 exons. Gene Ontology annotation, cellular component: nucleus. Gene Ontology annotation, molecular function: RNA polymerase II cis-regulatory region sequence-specific DNA binding; DNA-binding transcription factor activity, RNA polymerase II-specific. The record is from RefSeq and is a predicted model, not a curated record.
AUGGAACACCGACGCCUUGUCCAUGGAGCUGCGCCUCCGUUAACCGCCGUGGAGAGAUUCUUAUAUGGCCAAAAGAAUGAUGCCUUGUUUUCCAAGAAACAAGAGUGUUCUAGAGACCGAUCGAUCCUGAAGAAGACAACGGCGAUGGAGAUUAAAAACGACAACAAAGAGAACAUGACGUUUGGCCCGAGGAAGGAGAAACACUUGGUCGUUAAUGGCCGAAGCCCUACAGGGGACAUGGUCAUUAAAGAUGCAACCAGAGAUUAUCAAAACAGUACUAAGAAGCGACCAUACAAGAAUCUUAUCAAAGGGCAAUGGACGGCGGAAGAAGAUAGGAAGCUGAUAAGGUUGGUGAGGCAACAUGGGGAGAGAAAAUGGGCAAUGAUCUCGGAAAAACUUGAAGGAAGAGCAGGCAAACAAUGCCGUGAGAGAUGGCAUAAUCAUCUCCGUCCUGAUAUCAAGAAAGAUGGAUGGAGCGAAGAAGAAGAGAGGAUUCUUGUAGAAGCACACACGAGAAUUGGGAACAAAUGGGCAGAAAUCGCUAAACUCAUACCUGGGCGCACCGAGAACUCUAUCAAGAACCAUUGGAAUGCGACUAAACGACGCCAAAACUCAAAACGCAAACAAAAACGCCAAACAAACGCGGAUAACAAUGAUAGCGAUCUCUCUCCAUCAGCUAAAAGGCCAUGCAUUCUCCAAGACUACAUCAAAAGCAUCGACAAUAAUGAUACUAACAAGGGCAAUGGCGAGAACAAGACUGAGAAUACCAUCAGUGUUCUUUCUACACCGAAUCUUGAUCAGAUAUAUUCUGAUGGAGAUUCUUCAUCGUCUGUCCUUGGCGAUCCAUAUGACGAAGAGCUGGUUUACCUACAAAAUAUCUUUGCAAACCACCCGAUUUCUCUUGAGAACAUUGGUUUGAGCCAAACUUCUGAUGAGGUAAACCAUUCUUCAUCAUCUGGAUUCAUGAUCAAGAACCCUAAAUCUCACAGCAAUGUUGAAACGCAUCAUCAUGAUCAGGCAAUGGUCGCAGUUCCUGCUAAUACACCGCACCUUGCGUCUGAUAUCUACUUGUCUUAUUUGUUGAAUGGUACGACGUCGUCCUACUCCAACCCUCAUUUUCCGUCUUCCUCAUCGUCUGCGUCAUCCGCCACCGUAGAGUUCGGAGGCCACAGCGAGUUGCUUGUGCCUCAAGCUAACUCUACAAGUGAAAGAAAAGAGAUGGAUCUGAUAGAGAUGCUUUCUGGUUAUAUUCAAGGUAGCAACACCUGCUUCCCACUGUUCUAG